AUGGAUUUAAUUGUAGAACUUUAUUUUAAUAAAUCCGAAUUGAAUGAUGACGUGAAGACACUAAUACUAAAUUGGGUUUCUUUUUUUAAAACAAACUGGAAAGAUUUGUUUAAUAUAGAUAAAGAGGUAAUAUUAAAAUUAGAAUUUUUUUUGGAUAAUAAAAAAAUAGUAAGUAAGAAUGCACCACCAAACAAUGAAGUAUACUUACAUGAACUUAAGAAAAAUCCAGAAGUAGUUUUAAAAUUUAUGAAGGUGUCUCUGCAUCUUUUAUUAUUUAGAUUCUUAUGUCUAGAUAAAGUGAGAGACGAUAAAACACUACCUUGUGAUAAUAAAAAUGAAAAAGAAAAUAAUAAUGAUAUUAAUAGUAAUAAUGAUAAUAAUGAUAUUAAUAAUAAUAAUAAUGAUAAUAAUAAAAAGAGUAAGAAAAAAAAAAAUAUAAAUAAUAUUAUUAAUAAUAAUAUAUAUUGUAGUAAUAAAUACAAAAUGGAUUUAUUUUCUUCAAAAGAUGAAAUAGAUCCAUUAGCAAAUGAGUAUUUUUUAAUAAAUGAAUUAAAAUACGAUAGAUAUAAAGAAUCUGAAAUUUUUAGAAACUUUUUUUUUACAAAUAAAGUAACUAUAUAUUUAUAUAAUUGGAAUAAAGUAGAUAAAUUUGAAAGUUUAAAAAGUGAAAAAGUAAAUCAAUUAAUAUGUUUAAGAGGAAGUGUAUUAAGAGUAUCACCUAUUCAAUUAUUAAUUACUAAUCUGAACUUUCUUUGUGAUAAAUGUAAAUGUAUAAUUAAAGUUGAAUUUAUGGAUGGUAAAUUUGAAGCUCCAAAAAAAUGUAUAAAUAAUAAUUGUGAUGGAAAAAAUUUUUUACCUAUUAGAGAAUCAGCUAAAUCUUUAGAAUAUCAAAAAAUAAUAUUAAAGGAAAAUAGGAAAAUUAUGAAUAAUAUAUAUGAAACAAAUGACACUAAUAUUAAAAAUUUAACAGUUACUUUGGAAGCAUCUAAAUUUUUUGUUAAUUCAUGUAUACCUGGUAAUUAUGUAGAAGCUUUAGGCAUUCUCAAAGUUAUAUCUUUUAAUAAUAGUCAUUUAAUUAAUGGGAAGAAUUCUCUUUUUAAUAUGUAUAUUGAUUGUUUAUCUAUUUUUCCUUUGUCUUCUAAAAAAUAUUUAAAUAACAAUUAUUUCAAUGUUGAAAAAAUAAAAGAAAUUAAAAAUAAAAUACACACCUCUUUAUUAUGGGAAUCAUAUAUAGAUAAAGUUGAUAAUACCAUGCGAAACUACAAAAGGAAUAACAAUGAUUAUUUGAAGAGUGGAUUAAGACAAGGUGUAAAUAUACAACAUGAUAAUCUGCAUGGAGAUAAAAAUAAUAAAAGAACAAAUAUAUAUCUCUCUUCAGAUAAACAAAAUGAUAACCAUCAAAAUGUAUUAAAUGAUAAUAUUAUUAUGAUUAAUGGUGAGGAAGAAGAAAAAGGUACACUUCAUAAAAAAAAUUGUAAUCUGCAUAAAAUCGACCAGUUGAAUAAUAAUAUAGAUAUACCACUUUAUAUAAAUAAUAAAGAAAGUACUGUGCCCUCAUACAAAUAUAACAAAUAUAAGAACGAUCAAAACAAAGAUGUAUUAGACUUUAAGAGUGAUGAUAUAUUAUUUGAAGAUAAGGAUAACUUUUAUGAUAAUGUGAUAAACAUGUAUGGUGAUUAUAUAAAUGAAGAAAAUGAUACUAAUAGAAAUGUGCAUUAUAUUAAUAGUAGUGAUGAAGAGAAUGAAAAUUAUCAUAAUGAAAAUAGAAAUAAUAUCAAUAAUAAUAAUAUCAAUAAUAAUAAUAAUAAUAAUAAUAGUUUUCAUUUAAAUAACGAAUUAGAUAGUAAAGUUUUAGAAUUUAUUCAGGAUAUGCAAAAAAUAGGUUAUAAUAAAUUUUAUUUAUUAAUAUCUUCCUUUUGCCCACGUAUUAUAAUGAAUAGUUAUAUUAAAGCAGGUUUAUUAUUAAGUUUAUUAGGUGGCAAAACUAUAUAUGAUGAUAACAGUCAAAUAAAAAGAAGAGGAAAUAUACAUAAUUUAUUAAUAGGAGAUCCAGGAUUAGGUAAAAGUAGAAUAUUACAAUAUAUUAGUAAUAUUAUGGAAAAGAGUUUAUUUAUUUGUAGUACAUCUACUACUAUAAAUGGAUUAACUGCAUGUGCUGUUAAAGAUACUUCAAAUAAUGAAUAUGCUUUAGAAGGAGGUGCUUUAGUAUUAUCAGAUAAAGGUGUAUGUUGUAUAGAUGAAUUAGAUAAGAUAUCUUUAAAUGAUCAACAAUCAUUUUUAGAAUGUAUGGAAAAUCAGUCUAUUAAUAUAAGCAAAGCUGGAAUUGUAUGUAAUUUAAAAACUAGAUGUACUAUAAUUGCAGCUUCAAAUCCAAAAGAAGGUAAAUAUAAUUAUAAAAAAAGUAUAUUUGAUAAUAUUAAAAUUCCAUUCCCCUUAUUAAGUAGAUUUGAUUUAGUAUUUCUUUUAGCUGACAACAUAUCAGAGGAAAAAGAUUAUCACAUCUCAAACUAUUUAAUUAAUCCAAAUAAAAAAAAAAAUGAUUUCUCAGAAAAUGAAGAUACAAAACAUACUCAUUAUAAAAGUGGUGAUAAUAGUAAUGAUUCAUCUUAUGAUUCAUCUCAAAGUGAUGAAGACAAUCAUAGAAAUAAUGAAAAAACAAAAAAACAUGGGAAAAAAAGAAAAAGAGAUGAAUCUAGCCCUUACAUUUUUUCAAUAAAAGAUGAUCUUCUUUAUAAAUGUAAACAAAUAGAUGAACAAAAUUAUUUACCAUUAGAAUUAAUUGGAGUAUAUAUAAAAUAUUGUAGGAAAUAUAUAUUCCCCAAAUUAUCUGAAGAUGCAAAAAAAUAUGUCCGUAAAUUUUAUUUGCAUCUUCGUAAUUUGGCUAAUACUCAUAAUGAUAUAAGUGUACCUAUAACAAUUAGACAACUUGAAUCAUUAAUUAGAUUAUGUCAAGCAAGAGCACGAGCAGAUUUAUCAAACAUAGUAACACUAAGACAUGCAAAAGAGGUAGUAGAAAUAUAUCAGAAAACCAUAUUUUAUCCUUUACACUUAAAAACAUUGAAUUUUAAAGAAAAACCUACUACAAAAAAAAAUAAAGGAAAAUCACUCGCAGCCUUAUCACACGUAUUUAAGAAAAAAAUUAUAGAACAAGCUAAACUAAAAGACAACCAAAUAUAUAAUAAGGAAUUACACAAUUUGGCUAGAUCAAUUAUUCUUUCCGCCGAUUCAAACGUAACAGAUGAGGCAUUAAUUCAUUUUGUAAACAACGAAGGUUUUAUUUUAUAUAAGGGAGGUUAUUGGCAAGUAGAUUCUUUUUAUUUAAAAUAG
Plasmodium gaboni is the source of this 3327-nucleotide messenger RNA. Its product is annotated as putative DNA helicase MCM8. Lineage: Eukaryota; Apicomplexa; Aconoidasida; Haemosporida; Plasmodiidae. Bases 1 to 3327 code for a protein of 1108 amino acids. The record is from RefSeq and is a predicted model, not a curated record. Gene Ontology annotation, molecular function: single-stranded DNA binding; ATP binding; single-stranded DNA helicase activity. Gene Ontology annotation, biological process: DNA replication. Gene Ontology annotation, cellular component: nucleus; MCM complex. The transcript is spliced from 4 exons.